Molecule: messenger RNA, 1597 nt
Organism: Panicum virgatum (switchgrass)
Lineage: Eukaryota; Viridiplantae; Streptophyta; Magnoliopsida; Poales; Poaceae
Product: F-box protein At5g49610-like
Exons: 2
Coding region: 171-1280 (369 amino acids)
Molecular function (GO): protein binding
Source: RefSeq, a predicted model, not a curated record
CCACGUUCAUUUCCCACGACCACACCACACAACCAAGCGAGCAAACCCUCCGCCGGAGUGCUCAGUCGCGACUCACGCCGCCGCCGCCGCCGCCGCCUCUAUCGCCGGCCGCGCUUCAAGGGAUCCAGAGGGCUUGGCGGCGCGGGGAUCUGCCUCCAGCCCUCCACAAGAUGGAGGAGGCCCCUGCUACGAGGAAUCCAGCGGCCAUUCUUACAGACGACCUCCUUAUCGAGAUCCUCCGCCGCCUGCCCAUCCGCUCCGUAUGCCGCUUCAAGUGCGUCUCGCGGUCCUGGCGCAAGCUCAUCUCCGACCCCGCCCACCGCAAGAAGCUACCCCAGACCCUCACCGGCUUCUACUACGCUAGCGUCAGCGGUGAGCGCUUCCCAAAGUGGGCGUACCACUUCACCGAUGUUACCGGGAAAGACGUUCCAUUCAUCUUGCCCUUCCCCAGUGCCGAUGUACGCCUCUUGGAUUCCUGCAAUGGCCUCCUCCUUUUCCGUUGCUUUCAGCCUGGUCCUCGUAAGGUCGAUGCACCGUUCCAUUAUGUUGUGUGCAAUCCCGCGACCCCGAAGUGGGUGAUGUUGCCGGGUCGCACUUUGGCUAGUGGCGACGCUAAAACAGCCCGCUUGGGGUUUGAUCCGGCAGUCUCCUCGCACUUCCAUGUGGUUGAGUAUGUGCUGGACGAGGGUGACUCCGUCACAGGGGUGCAGAUCUAUUCAUCCAAAACUGCAUCAUGGAACUUCAAGGAAAGUGAAUGGGACGACGACGUCUGUCUACAUAUUUUCUCUCAUAGUGUGAGAAGUGUGUUUCUUAAUGGCUUUAUGCAUAUGAUGACGCUCUGUCACGGGAUAGUGGUGGUGGACAUGGAGGGAACAGCAUGGAGGACAAUUCCUGUGCCAUCUGUUGGUCCAUUUGGCUGCAUCGAUCAAGCCCAGGGUCGCCUGUGUUUUCUUAAUGUUCAUGAUGCUGAUGCCUUCAAACUGUCAAUCUGGAUCCUUGAAGACCAUGGUACUAAUGAAUGGACACUGAAGCAUUCCGUCAGGACUCCACUGCUGUUUCCGCAGAAGAAUCCUCGAUUUGUGUUGGGUUACAAAGUGAUUACAGUUCACCCCGAAUGCAACAAUUUGAUCUACUUUGUUUAUGGGAGGGACGACACACUGAUGGCAUAUGAAAUGGACCGCAAGGAAAUUCAUGUUAUCCGGAAUCUCGGACAUGAUUACUGGGAGCCCUGUCUUCCUUAUGUUCCCUUGUUCUCGGAGGCAUUAGCAGAUGAGCCGUGAAACUGUUAGAUUUACUGCAGCUAUGUGUUUAUUACUGCAAUGAUGAAUUCAUAUUGGUGCAGUAAGGAGUAUGUGGCAUUCCUUCUAGCUGCUAAUUGUUCUAGCAAUCUGUAUGUUGAGUAGACUGUCAGAAAAGUCAAGUUCUGUUUUCCUUUGUUUUACUCAUAUGAGUAUGUCUCUCUUGUGCUAUUUUUGAUUUGGACCAAUGUUGUUUAAUUGUUGAGAUCUCAUGAACUGCCUUUAGGAAGGGUAACUGUGUAUUCUUUCAGUUAAACAGCUAUGUUAUUAAGGAUAACUGGAAUUGCCACCAAUGUUCA